UCUGCCUCUUGCAACCUACCUACCGCCAAGAAAAAUUAGACCGACCAUGUUGCAUCCUAGUAACGUACUAGUAGUAAGGGCUAGUCAGUGAGGGGUCUCUCUGUGGCUGGUGAAAUCUCCUCUAUUUAAGCCAAUAUCAACCAGCUCUUUGCUUCUCAAAACACUUGCAUUCCUUCUCUCUCUGUCUUCUGUUGCUUCAGUGCUCCAAAAAUGGUCAUGACAAGGCACUCCUCAGCCUUUGUUGUUCUUGCUCUCACUUGUUUUCUGUGUUUCAGUGCUUGCACAGAGUCACAGGACGUUCAACAUGAAGGAAAAAAGGCUGGACCACUUGUGUUUGUUGGUGUAAACAAUGUGUUCACCAAGCCUCAAAUUCCGAAUCAUGCUCCAAAUGGAGUUAGUGUCAGUGAUCAAAAAACAAGCCCUCUGCCAGUGGAGAACGCGGGUUCACUAUCUGUCCCAUAUCAGAUCAAAGAUGUUCAGGAAAAAUGGUGCAUUGUAAAGCCCUCCACUCUGGCUGCUAAACUCGAUGAUAUUAUUCAGUUCUGCUGCAUCCAAAUUGAAGUUGAUUGCAGUGCCAUCCAAGUUGGCGGCAUGUGUUACAAUCCGGCCACCAACAAAGUCUCCGAUGCAUCAGUUGUCAUGAAUAUGUACUACCAAAUUGCCGGACAGUUCGACCACGGCUGCAAUUUUGGUGGCAGCGGACUUAUAAUCACCCAAGACCCAUCUGUUGGCCAAUGCAUAUACCAGCUUGGUGAGUAAAAGCGAUGCUUACGAAUAAACCGAAUAAAUUGGUGGGAGAUGAGAUGGUUGGAUGGUAUUAUAGCUAGUUCCAUCAUUAGUUUAAUGACUUAAAUAGUGUGAAAUGAUAGAUUGGAAUGAGAUGGACAAGUGUUUCGCCAAUGAACAUGUCACAGUUUGUUUUUUUUAUCAUAUAUAUGCAUGGGGUUCCAUCCAGGGUUUUAAAUAUUAGCCGAUUUUAUUUCACAUUGAUUGGUAUUGCGUUUACUUCAUGGGGACAAGGAUAUGGUUCAAAUUGGAACUCUAAAAUCGACACAAUAAUUGUGUAUCUCCUUCAUUGAUUUCAUCCAUUAUUUUGGAAAUCAUAGCACAAGUUGAUAAAUUAGGUCGGUCUGUUUGAUCAACCAAGCAAUGCAAAGCUCUUGGUAAAAGAAGAAACAGAUAGUAAAAGUGCAAUGAUUUUCACCAGGUCCUUUGGACUAAAUCAUAAAGGUGUUGGGAGUAGAAUUAGCUGACAAGAAUUGAAGGUGGUUGAGAGAGUUUCAAACAGAUGAUCAUAACCGUGAGAAAAAUAGCUACCUGCCUCUGUUUUACUUUUAUUUGCCUUUCUCCAAUUUUCGUGGAAACCAAUCAUCAAACCAAGCCACCGACUUGCCCAAAUGUAGUUUCACUUUCCAUUCAAACAAUAAGAUGGCAAUAAAAGAAAAAAUUAACGGAAGAGCCGGCUUAUGAUUAGUAUUAAAAUAAAAUCUUUGUAAACAAUCACAUCAUUUCACAAUGUACUGUCUAGUGCACUCAUUUUCUUGUGGAUAUUACUAUGUCUCUCAGCAGCAAUAAGCAAUACAUAGAGACUACAAAGGCAAUCCACACCCACUUCUUUUGUUUUUCACCUCCCAUAGCCAAAAAAAUGAAUAGCAACAACAGAAGAAAAAAAGGUAUGAACCGAUAAGCAAACAUAA
Molecule: messenger RNA, 1697 nt
Organism: Camellia sinensis
Lineage: Eukaryota; Viridiplantae; Streptophyta; Magnoliopsida; Ericales; Theaceae
Product: major pollen allergen Ole e 10
Source: RefSeq, a predicted model, not a curated record